Molecule: messenger RNA, 953 nt
Organism: Diorhabda carinulata
Lineage: Eukaryota; Metazoa; Arthropoda; Insecta; Coleoptera; Chrysomelidae
Product: 23 kDa integral membrane protein-like
Exons: 5
Coding region: 160-876 (238 amino acids)
Cellular component (GO): membrane
Source: RefSeq, a predicted model, not a curated record
UUUGCAAUAUGGUUUUGUCGCAGAUUGUAUCAUAAUCACGACUGUAUUGUGUUGUCGUCAAUACUAUUUGCUAAGUAAUACUAAAUACCUGAUAAAAUAAAAUGAAAUCAAUAUUCAAAUAUUGACAGAAAAUGGUGUGUCAUUUGUACUCUAAUUAAAAUGGGAUGUGAUGAAGACAUUUUGAAAUGUUUAGUGUUUUGGACUAACUUCAUACUAGCAUUAGUUGGAAUCGUUCUUAUAUCACUUGGAAUUAUUUAUAAAAUAAGUUUAGAAGAAAUUUCGAACGCUAUCCCUAAAGAAUAUGAAGAUCUCAUUGUGAUACCUGUUCUCACCAUACCUCUAGGAACAGUCCUAAUAUUUCUUGCAGUAUUCGGUUGCUAUGGAUGUCUCACUGAGAGGAUCAAAUACGUUGCAUUGUAUAUAGCGAUCUUGCUGGUGGUAUUUAUACUUCAACUUACAAUAGGAGUAAACUCCUUUUAUAAAAUAGGAAACGUAACAGUUUUCCAAAACAGAUUAGACACGACUGUAGAAGAUAUAUUUGAAAAUUAUACCUGCGAAGAAAAUGCUAAUAUUGUUGAUCUCAUACAACACAGAUUGAAAUGUUGUGGGUAUAACGGAUCAAAGUAUUGGAUUGAUAGUAUACCAAGUAGUUGCCGCAAGGUUGAUUCCAAUGAUAUUUUCGAAAAUCCUUGUAACAUUGAAAUAUCUAAUUAUAUACGACAUUGUCAAAUCGUUCUUGGGAUUUCUAUAUGUCUUUUAUCACUAGCUGAGUUUGCCGCUUCAAUAAUCUCCGUGGCUUUUGUUUAUUACCUGAAGAUUCAUACUAGAAGUUUUAUCUUCAUCAAAGACUGCACUUUUGAUAACGGACUGCUUUGACUUUUAUUAAAAUAUUCUUUUUACGCUAUAUUUGUAAUAAUACUUUUUGAUACUAAAAAUAAAUAAUUCUUAAUAAA